Molecule: messenger RNA, 2798 nt
Organism: Mus musculus (house mouse)
Lineage: Eukaryota; Metazoa; Chordata; Mammalia; Rodentia; Muridae
Gene: Tagap1
Product: T cell activation GTPase activating protein 1
Exons: 4
Coding region: 889-2025 (378 amino acids)
Source: RefSeq, a predicted model, not a curated record
AGUUCCUGGCACCAAACUGACUUGACCCCAUUGCUUGGCCUCCCGACGCCUUGGCCUUCCGAAGGGAUCAGUCCCCCAACUGCUUCGGACCUGACAGACACGCUCUCACGCUCCGCCUCCAGACGCCCUAAGGCUCUGACCCACCUGACGGACACGCCCCCCACGCUGUAACGCCCCCCAAUAAGGGGACUUGCUCCCACGCCCCGACCCACCUCGACUCCACGCCCCGACCCACCUGACCCUCCUCAUGCUUCCACACCCAGCCCAUCUGACCCACCUCUUGUCCCCAUGCCCAGCCCAUCUGACCCCCCAAGACCAUCUGACCGAUCAUGCCCAGGCCCACCUGAGGAACCUCACACCCCUCUCUCGCCCCUCACAUCCCACACACCCUAGACCACUUACUAGAUUUCAGCUCCUCUUGCUAAGCCAAAUCCAUGUCCCCUCCUCACGCAGUCCCUCCCUCCAGGCGCCUGAGACUCCCUUGCUUUCCAGCCUCCAGCACAGCUGGUCCACAAUGAGGGGAACACAGGGGUCCCUGUGCAGUAGCACUUAGACCUGUGAAACUCUCCUCCAGGCCUGGACCUCGUGGGAAUAACACCAUGGUUCAAAGCUGAACUCAGAGCGGCUGUGUUUUUAGCACUAGAAGAACAAGAAAAAGUAGAGGUUAAGAUCUUGGUGGAAUUCCUCAUCGACAACUGCUUUGAGAUAUUUGGGGAGAACAUUCGGACGCGUUCCCGCAUCACUUCUGACGACUCCCUGGAACACACUGACAGUUCAGACGUGUCAACUCUGCAGAAUGACUCGGCCUAUGACAGCAAUGACCCAGAUGUGGAGCCCACAAGUGGCGCAGCCUCUCCCAACAGGCAACUGGAGGGUCCCACUCCCACAAUGGCUGGUCUGGAUACCCGGGGCCACCGGGACACCUGUGAGUCAAGCUCAGAGUCCAGCGUUAGCAUGGUAGUCAGGCUGAAAAACUCCAUUGUCCAACAAGACAGGCGGUUCUCUGAACCCAACAUGUCACCCUCACGAGAGUGCCUCGUGGGCCCAACAUCCAAGCAAAAGCUAACAAGGAGUGAGGACAGCUUCACUCUGUCCCAGGACGCCUCCUGUUCUGAAGGCGAUGAAGCUGAAGAUCCCUUUACAGAGGAAGUCUUCCCAGCAGUGGACAGCAAACCCAAGAGACCUGUGGAUUUGAAAAUAAAGAAUUGGACCCAAGGUUUAGCAUCUCCACAGGGACACAUAACCAAAGCUUUCUCCAGAUCCUCCCCAGGCGAAUCUUUGGGCAGCUCACCUGUGCCUUCUCCAUCCUGCCCCAAGAGAAACUUCUUCACCAGACACCAGAGUUUCACAACAAAGACAGACAAAACCAAACCCCAGAGAGAAAUUAGAAAGCACUCCAUGUUGUUUUCCUUUGCGUCUCACAAGAAAGUGCUGCCCCGAACCUCCAGCAUUGGGUCUGAGAAAUCCAAAGACUUUUCUAGAGACCAACUCCAGAAGGACUUGAGGAAAGAGAGCCAACUUUCUGGCAGAAUCGUCCAGGAAAAUGAGUCAGAAAUCCAAAGCCAAACAUCUUUGGGCUUCAGCUUGUCUGGCACCUGGGCCCUCUCAGUCGACAACACGUUCCAGUUAGUGGAUAUGAGGAAACCAGGAAGCCCACCAUCUUACGAAGAGGCCAUUUAUUACCAGACAUCAGGACUCACAGCCUACGGUGGCCAGACAGUUGGGAGUAUGAGGUCAAGAAUGUUCAAGCCAAGCACAGCGGUGCCCCCUGUGCCUUCUCACCAUGGAGGUGACCUCAGUGAAGGGACACCUGGUGGACACAGAUUGUCUUCUGUGACUGAGCACUGGACACACAGUCAGACUGUCCAUGUCUCUAUAGAAACUCAGGGGAGAUCUGAGCUACACCAGUUGAGGACAGUGUCCGAGUCCAUGCAGAAGGCUAAGCUGGACUGUCUUGGGCCACAACACAGCCACUUAGUCUUUGAGGCUGACCAACUCUGCUGUGCUAGAGAAUCCUACAUUUAAGAAAGCCUUGUACCAUGGCUAACUUGUGUGUGAAGAUGCGACUGCAGAGAACUGUCUGUUGAGUCACAGAUAAGCUCAUUCAGAACUCAGUGUGCGGCUCUCCUCUGUGAGGAUGGCUCACAUGGUGACACCAAAUUUUGCCUGUGUGUAACCGGGUUUGUGCAAUAUGUAGUAAAUGUAUAAAAUGUAUUAUUAUAUGCAAGGUAUUAGAUGCAAAGGGUGUCUGCGUACAUCCCUUCAUGCAUGCACUUCUGUAUGUUGUUUUUUUGUCCUCAGGCACUUGUUUCUAUUAAGUAGAAAGAGUUUUACUUUUCUUAAUGUUACAGCAAAUGUCAUGCCUGUGUUCACAUUAGCCGCCAGCUGCAUGUAGGUGGAAAUGUCUGAGCCUCUGAUGCAUCUUCUCCUAAGCAGGCUUGAGACGAGUCAGCAUCAUAGAAGGGAACAGACUGAAAGACACUGUACUUGGUGUGUGACCCAUCAGCCGCACUGGGAGAAGGUCUUUCAGUCAUCUAAUGGAAUGUGGGUGGCCUGGUGGAAAUGCAUUCUGUCAGUAGUAACUCACGCAGAGUACUUUGAGCCUCUGCAGCUCAGUCAUGUCUUGUGCAGCUGUGUAGUGGUAAGCACUGUUGUAUGCAUUGGGGAGUCUUGUAUAAGACUUCAGUAGAGUUUAUUUAUUAGUCACAAUAAACUGCCCUCCUCCUUUAGACAGUUUAUUACUUGCCGAUGUUAUAUCCUUUGCCUCAAAUAAAAAUCCACCAAGAACAUUAUCCACA